UCAGCAGUGUUGGAGCUGGAGCAAGGGCCAACAUGGGCUCCAGCAGGAGUGGGAGCUGCUGAGCUGGAGUCACCUGGACCAUCAUAUCUAGUGAGAAGUCCAUCUCCACCUGUGGCUCUUAAGGAGCGUGAGAAGCUUAAUCUCACGGCCUUCCCUCCUAAGCUGGUGGUGGAGCAGUUGACCGUGAUGGAUGCGGAGUUCGAGAUCCUGAAGAACUUCUCCUCACCCAGCACUGCCAUCUCUGCUCUGCAGAAAACCUCCACAAGCCACCUGAAGAACACAUGGGGGAAGUUUCCCGGAAGCCAGGACCCCGCUGCUCCUUCUAUCUUCACCACAUCUCCAAGGGGCUGCAGCCUGCCUGCCCCAGGGAUGUGCAUGGCAGAGGAUUCCCAUGGCCCAGGUGGACAAACAGGCUGCUCAUCCUUAGGUGGCAGAUGUGUGUGCAUUCUGGGACUCCCCCCUGGACCCCUAGUGCAGUCACUUGAGUGAACCACAGGAGUCUAACCUGAGUGCCUGGUUGGCAAUGACAUAUGCCCCCGGUGGCUUAUGAGAAGCAUCUAGGCAACUGAUGGAUUCUUAGUGGAUCCUGCUG
This is a messenger RNA of Diceros bicornis minor, 592 nucleotides long. RefSeq names its product ral-GDS-related protein-like. Gene Ontology annotation, biological process: Ras protein signal transduction; positive regulation of GTPase activity. The coding region runs from base 187 to 489 and encodes 100 amino acids. The transcript has 3 exons. Lineage: Eukaryota; Metazoa; Chordata; Mammalia; Perissodactyla; Rhinocerotidae. The record is from RefSeq and is a predicted model, not a curated record. Gene Ontology annotation, cellular component: plasma membrane. Gene Ontology annotation, molecular function: guanyl-nucleotide exchange factor activity.